CUCAUCGAGACAAUAAUGUCACGUGGUGUUCAUGUGGAUUCAAAAGAUGAUAACGGCAACACACCCUUGAUAUUCGCAGUAGUGAAUGGCAAGGUUGAGGCGGUAAACUAUCUGUUAGACAAGGGAGCUGAUCCCUUUGUUAAAGCACGGUUUGGAAGAAAUUUACUGCACGCUGCUUCCCAAGGUGGUAAUGUCGCCAUCAUCGAAACAAUAAUGUCACGUGGUCUUGAUGUGGAUUCAAAAGAUGGGAACGGCGACACACCUUUGAUAUUGGCUGCACUGAGUGAUAAGGUUGAGGCGGUAAAUUAUCUGUUAGACAAGGGAGCUGAUCCCUUUGUGAAAGGACAGUUUGGAAGAAAUUCACUGCACUUCGCUUCAAAAGGUGGUAAUGUAGCCAUCAUCGAAAAAAUGCUGUUACUUGGUUUGAGUGUUCUAUCUGAAGAUAUGGAAGGCCACACACCAUUAAAGAUCGCAAAACAAAAUGGUAAAACUGAGGCCGUAAACUUUUUACAAAGCAAGGGAGGACGUUAGUUUUUACAAGUGAGUCAUUUUCUGAAUGUGCUCGCGGGAUGCCUGUUCACGAACGAUGAAUUAUAAAGUGGCUGUUAUUUUAUCUUAUGUAAUCGUAGUUUUCAUAAAGCUCAGUAGUUAAAAAAGUUAAGAAUCAAAUCGAUAUUACUGGAUUUAAAUGAAUAUUUUAGCGGAAAGUUUGUGCGUUAUUGAACGAUUGCUGUCACAGAAAUAGCUGAAUGUUGCAGUGGUUUUAAAGGCCAAAACGUUCUGCUGUGCAUAACAUCGAAAAUAAAACUCGAAUAAUAAAUUCGACUGGAAAUAUUAAAUAAACAAUACUGUACAAGACUGCGAGAAUUUUUUUUUUAUUUUGCGGGAAGAAAUUUCGACUUUUGGGCAGCAAAAUAUAGGAUGGUCAAAAAAAGUCUCUUUUCUCAGUCUUUAGUUUCUUAUUUGUAGCCAGGUCUUAUUUCUACCUGAGCUGUUAGCUUCUUUAAGAGAUGUCAAACGAACUCAUAUUUUCUUAGGAGUUAAAGUUUAUUGCUAUAGCGGUAACUGCUCAUCCUGAUUAUUUUUUUCUUCCAUGACCUGGAAUUUAUUUUGAUUGAUAGUCUAUAAUAGAUUGUGAUCAAAUCUCAAUGAAACUAUAAUCAGUUUUAAUAUAUUUUUCAAGACAUGUUUAUAAUACAUAUAUUUUUUCAACGAUAUGCAAAUAUUGUAGCAUACUUUUCUUAGUUUCCAAAGUUGAACCUGUUUCGAGUUUUAGGCUCACAAAAUAUUAUAUUAUUAUUAUCAAGGUUUCUACAUUGCUGAGGUUAUCAUAUCAUUAUGACUGUAAAAUAUGUUCUUACUUCAAUGUUUUGUUUGAACCCAGGAGUCACAGAUGAUUGUGUGGUUUGAUCGUCUGGAUGAGAGUAGACUCAAGUGUUUUUAGUGACACUGACUGUUGUUUCAGAUGCCUGAGCAGAAGUCAUCAUCAGAAUCAAGAGAGAAUUUUUUGUUGAAUUCUAGUCCAUUCCCACUUGGACGAUUACUACACAACUGAAUUUUAAUUCUUUUGAAUGCUAGAUCUUUAUUAGUGUUUGGGUAUUGUUUUAAGAUAUCAUUGUUUUUACGAUAUCAUUUGUAUUUCUUAUUAUUAUAUGGCUGUGUCUCACAAGGACUGGGAACUACCGAA
Messenger RNA from Stylophora pistillata, 1687 nucleotides. RefSeq names its product DNA-binding protein RFXANK-like. The record is from RefSeq and is a predicted model, not a curated record. Lineage: Eukaryota; Metazoa; Cnidaria; Anthozoa; Scleractinia; Pocilloporidae.